ACAGAAAAGCUCCGAAGAAGAACGCCUUUUCACGAGUGUAGCUACUUGUUUUAACGGAGCGCCUGAAAAACGUCAGCCCAUGAUGAUCUGAGGCAGACAGAAUAUCACCGUGAAUAUUUACUUAGCAGUUAUCAUAAGCCAGCCAUGCCUCUAGUGUCUGAUUCAGACUCUGAUGGGGAAUGGAGCUACCACAAAAACAAGAAAUAUCAGAAAUUUGAGACGUUUGCCAAAUUUCGUCUUUCAGAGAAGCAUUUUGAUCGAUGGGGCUCCAUACCCCUGAAAACCAAGAGAGAAGGCGCUCAGCGAAUGAGAGUCUGUGUCUUCUGGUUUCCCGUCUUGCUGCAGCCAGAUAACUCCAAAACCUUUGAUUGGGCCGUAGAAGUUGGUUUAAUCAAUGCCCUGAACAGUGAAAAGCUUAACGUAGAGAACCUACGCAAGAUACAAGUGGUUGAAACAAUCCUUUUAAACCUGGAAGUGGGAACUUUUGAGAAAGAAUCUUCCAGACAUGUUUUCAGCUUAUGCAACAAUUUGCAUCUGCGCUGUUCUCCAGAGAUCCUGGAAGAAACUGUCCGCUGGUUGGAGAAGUCAGGAGAUUAUUUCAAACGAGAACAGCUGCAGUGCCUCGGAGGCUUUCCAAACUGCUACGCAACCUUCGGCUUUAUCUUCUCAGAGUAUGCUAAGUUUAUUCGGGAAAUGAGUAACAACCUGGACAUUACGAUGAAGGCCCUGAAGGCCCCACCGGAUGAAAAUUCUGCAGAGAAAAGUGAAGCAAUGAAGAAGAUUGGAAAUACAAAGUUUCAGGAGCAGCAGUAUGGAGAAGCAAGGAGGUUUUACACCAAAGCCAUAAAGUUUUAUCCUGACAACCACAUACUGUAUGGAAACAGAGCCCUGUGUUAUAUCAAGCAGAGGGAAUAUCUAAAAGCAGCAGGUGACGGGAAACGUGCCAUUCUCAUCGAUCCGCUCUGGGCAAAGGGCCAUUACCGAUACUGUGAGGCCUUGUUCUGCAUGGGGGAGAUUAAUUUAGCCCUUGAAGCCCACAGCACUGCUAAGUCACUGUGUAAAGAUAACCCAGAGGGACUCAGAGACCUGGACCAACAAUACCUGAAGUUUAAGCCAGAGCCUCUACCUGCUGAACUGCGACAGUCGCCUCAAAGCUUUAAAGUCGGGUUAGUGAAAAAAAUCCAACAGCCGACAAAAACAGGCGGCAAAAGUAAUCCGACAAGAAAUACAGCGACUAAGGUCACUGAGGUUAAAAUGGACAGAAAGACGGAGACAUUUGAAGGUGCUUCUGAACCAGAGGGAAGGUUGAAGGACUCAAAAACAUCUAAAAGUGAGAGAGAAGAGCUCAGCAGCUCAGCAAAGAGCAGAAGUAACCAAAAGCAGAAAGCAAGCCAGAAGACGCCGGACAACAGAGAGAACUUGUGCAAAGAGUUGAAGUUUCUGGUUCAGGAGGCCCACAGCGCCUUGUCUGACCUCCGCAGCCGCAACGCAGAGGAGGCCUUCAGCCAGGCCCUGGGCCUGCUGGAACAUGCAACACCCAAGAACCUUGGAUUUUCCACACUGGAUGUACUUUUGUUGCUGUUUGGACGAGCCUCGGCCUUGACAGAGAUUGGACAGCCUGAGGAACUUGCAGAAGCAGAGAAACUCCUUGAGAAGAUGAAAUCGUUUGAGGAGCGGACGUUUCAGUGUCUGGUUUACUACGCCAUCGGCAGGGUGUUCCUCAGAGAAAACAGGUUUAAAGCUGCCAUGCAGCAGUUUUCAGAUUCACUGCAAAUGGUGAAGAAUCAAAUAACACCGGGAAAACUCACCUGGCCUUUGACCAAACAGAUUGUUAAAGAAACGCAGCCGGACCAUUUCAAGGAGAUGCUUGAGAAUGCUAUAGAGCUGUGCAGAUUUCCACCUGCUCCUGAUGCUGUUUGUCGUCUUGGAAAAUGUCUUUGCACUCUAAAAACUGAGAUUUACUUCACCGACCCAGAUUUUAAGGGCUACAUUCAGAUAUGCUGCUGCCAGAGCUGCAUGGUUGAAUUUCACAUCAACUGCUGGAAGAGCCUGAAGUCAACAAAGUUCUGUGAGAAGAAUGAAAAGGAUAUCCUUAAUGAGGCGUGUUUGACUCCUGACUGUAUGGGUAAAAUCUGCUAUAUAAGAAUUUUUGGUCCCACAGGUUUGUUGAAAUGUAAGUUUGAAACAACGAUAACUAAAGCAGAGAGGCCCAGGAAACCCAAGGUGAACCAGAAGGCCACAAGUGUAAAGAAGUUAAAGUCAAAGGAGAAUCACAAGCAGAAGAGGAAACAGUUCAAACAGACGUUUAAGGAUAAGCAGACCAGCAGCGAUGAGAUUCUGCAGAACAAAGACAACUCAGCAACACAGAGUCAACAAAAAGCCUGGUUGGUGUACAGAGAUCGAGUUCUGCUGCAGAUCAACCAGAACAUGGACCUUCUGAGGGAGGAGCGGGGCCUCCAGGUUUCCGCGCUGACCAGGAGCCUCCAGCCCUGGUUGGAGCUGGACUGGUCGAGGGGGAACCAUAUUGCCAGUAGGCUGCUGAACUGGCAGCAGGAACAGCUGGACACUUUGGGCCAAGCUCUGGAGCUGCUGCUGGAGAGGAAGAGCCGGGUCUGGGCUCGGGUUUUUAUUCAACAACUUAGCAGCUGUGUAGGUAUAAACUCCAAACUGAGCAACUGGGCGUGUCAGCUCAACAACGCAGGUCUGCACGCAGCCCAGUCCUUCAUCGAUCGGCACUCGGAACGCCUGGAGCAGCUAGAUCUGGCUAUUCUUCUGAACUUUGACCCUUUAAAAGAAAUGAUUUUAGAAAAACUUGACACUAAACCGGAAUUUUUUUCAAGCCUUGGCUUGACUGUGACUGAGUAUCUAAAGCAGGCCUCGGCUCAUGACAUGAGGCUAUUUAUCUGGACUCUGGAGGAGCAUAGAGAGGACUACAGUUCUUGUCACACUAUACUGGAUGAAUAUUUUGAUAUGAUGGAUGGACAUUGUUCUGUGUUAAAAAAGUCUGAAAAUGAACAUAAUUCUCCUACGAGGGCUAAGAGUCGAGGCCGGAAAAAGAAACGAAAGGGUCUUAUUGGGUUGUCCGGGUUGAGAGGAGUAACUCCAAGAGAGGAGUGGGACCAAGACUUUUUUGAAGAUGACUCUUUAUCAUUCCUUCACCCUGGUGACUCAUUUAGUGUUCCCAGUCACCUUCGAGAGCAGGUAGCGGAUUUUGAGGACAAAUACAACAGAAGCAGGAGCAGAACUCCCUAUAGAAAGAUUUUAGACAACAACCCUGAUUCCACUAAAGAAAGAUUGUAUGACUACUUUGCUCAGAUCCUGGAGGAGCACGGCCCCCUGGUGGAGGAGGACCCCCUGCUAGUGGGAGAGUUGCAACACUUUCCCCACGAGGCGAGGAAGAUGAUCGCAGAAGCGGGCGGCUUAGAGACCUUCCUUUUGGAGUCUUUACGAUUCAUUAAGAUAGGAAGGUACAUCGGGCUGACUCAUCAUGCAGUCUCCCUGCAGCAGGACAGACACAGAGCGAGCCUGGACGACCUGGAUGAAAUAGUUGAUGCUCACCAUAACUCUAUAUCACCUGACUUGUAUACAGUGAGUGAUUUCCCAGACGAUCCGAAGGGUUUUCCCCCCGUACCCCCAGGGACACAUCCUGUUCUUCCAAAUCCGUAUUUGUUUUGCUCCCAGUCAUCUCUCUCGCUCUGGUGUGACGCAAACUAUGGCUCAACGCCUCACAUUUUACCCAACGGUUAUACGGAGCCUACUGUGGAUGUUCCGGACAAUAUUUAUGAAAAAUUGGAAACGGAUUCAGCUUCACACAGGAGUAUUUUGUCCACGGAUGAAAAUCGCUCCCGUAGACAUGCUGCAACACAGACGUGUCCGGAGGCCACGAGCAGCGUGGUGGUGAACACUGAGCUUUAUGAACGUUUUGAGAGCUACCAGGGUGGCAUCAUCAAGCAGGAGAAGAGCAACAAGAAGCUGGAGCAGCAAAUAAAGAAAACUGAAAACUGUCUUAAACUCGAUCCAAGAAGCAGUGAAGACAUCAAGUUGAUGGAAAAUAAAUUAAAGGAGAUCACUACAAACAUACAGGUGACCAAUAAGGAGCUGGUGAUGUUCCAGCAGAAGCUGGAGGAGGAGGUGAAAAAGGACCAAAAGGAGAAGAAAACCAACCAGGAGGAGCUGAAGUCCCUAAAGAUGGAGAUGGAGCAGCUGGUGGAGGAGCAGGGGAGCCUUUCCAGGAACAUCAGACAGAAGAGGACCAGCUAUGAAGCCAAGUUUAACGACUUCUUGGAGCUGAGCAAUCAGUCAGCGGCUGAGAAGAUGAGUUUGGAGGAUGAGAUCAAUCGCUUUAAGGCUCUGUUAGCCUCUGCUGCUAGAAGGUCUCACACUGCUCAGCUGUCGGUGGCUGAAAGCAGCAGGGAUCAGGGUCUGUACGGCCUCUACAGAGAGCUGGCUGACGUCAAAGCUUUGCUGAGCAAACUGGACGAGGCGGCACACAGAACCCCAAGCCAAGAACUGGAAACGACGAGGAGCGGCUGCAAAGCUAAGGUCGAAGAAGUGGAGAAGAGCAUCUCCACCGUUGAGCGACGGUUCCAGGAGCAGCAGGAUCAAGUGAAGAAAGGCAGACGAGUCUGUGAUCUGCCUCUGGCCGAUGACAGCAGCACGCCUGAGCCUGCAGCUGCACCACUUUUUGCCGCCCACGGCGCUUCUCCUCCUGCAGCAGCCGAGGCUCCAGCCGCUCCGCUUCCUAAGCUGCAUAAACCUGCGGCCAGGAAGCCAGAUCCGCCGCAUGUCACGGUGUUCGAGAAGGCCAUGGAGAGCCUUACUGCCAUGUUUCCUGACUAUUCAAGGCCCCAUUUGACGAGGUUCGUUCAGGAGUUUCGUUUGUCCAGAGGUGGAAGCCUGAACAGCAUGCCGUUGCAGGAGGUGGUCGGCGGAGUGACGCAGCUCAUCCUCGACCAUCAGGAAAAGCUGAACACUGCCAGAGCCAACAUUGUGGGUCGAUCCGGUCCAGCUCAGGGUGCCGCCCCUCCUUUGGCGACCCACAAUCCGGUGUGGCAGAGAAUGGGAACCCAAAGAGUCAGAACUCCCAACGCUCUGAACAUGGAGGACCCGUGCAUCAUCUGCCACGAAGACAUGGGCCCAGAGGACACCUGCGUACUCGAGUGCAGACACAGCUUCCAUAAUGAGUGUAUCAGGUCAUGGUUGAAGGAGCAGAGUACCUGUCCCACCUGCAGAAACUACGCGCUGCUACCCGAAGAUUUCCCCGCUCUGUCUGGCAGGAGACGCCAAGCCCCCUGAUGUUUCAACCCCUUCACUGCCAACAUUUCUGCUUUUUAUUUUUUAAUUACUUUGUUUAUUGAAAUGCUGCUUUUGUUGUUUUUUGCUACUUUUAAGAACUGUUUAAUAACCUAUGGAAAUAAACAACUUCGUGUUGGA
Messenger RNA from Girardinichthys multiradiatus, 5433 nucleotides. It is a transcript of the gene ttc3, whose product is annotated as tetratricopeptide repeat domain 3. The transcript has 46 exons. Bases 145 to 5295 code for a protein of 1716 amino acids. Gene Ontology annotation, molecular function: protein binding. The record is from RefSeq and is a predicted model, not a curated record. Lineage: Eukaryota; Metazoa; Chordata; Actinopteri; Cyprinodontiformes; Goodeidae.